Molecule: messenger RNA, 2790 nt
Organism: Centruroides sculpturatus (bark scorpion)
Lineage: Eukaryota; Metazoa; Arthropoda; Arachnida; Scorpiones; Buthidae
Product: protein RRP5 homolog
Exons: 21
Coding region: 15-2627 (870 amino acids)
Biological process (GO): rRNA processing
Cellular component (GO): small-subunit processome; nucleolus
Molecular function (GO): RNA binding
Source: RefSeq, a predicted model, not a curated record
UAAUUAAAAAAAAUAUGGAAACAGCCUUCCCUAGGGGUGGAAUUAAAUCACAUAAGAAAGUGAACAAAGUAAAAGAUGAUGAUUUAUUUAAGGUAAAACAAGAUAAGAAAGUUUCUAAAACAAAACAAAAACGUAAUAAGAGAAAGAAGAAACAAGUAGAAGAAUCUACAGACGAUUUAGUAGUAGUCGAGCCAUUAAGUUAUAAAACAUUGUCUACAGAAAUGGUAAUUCUUGGUUGUAUUGAAACUAUCAAGGAAUAUGAAUUAAAAGUGAUAUUACCAGGAGGAUCAAUUGGAACUGUGUCAAUUGUAAAUAUUAAUAAUCAUUACAGUAAUCUAUUAAAAAGUUAUACUGAAGAUCCAAAGAAUGUGGAAGAUGCUGUUAUUACUUUAUCUGGAAUGUUUGUUGUUGGACAAGUUGUUUUAUGUAAAGUCAUUUCAACUAAAUAUGAUGCUGAGAAGAUGAAAGCAGAGAUAAAGCUCUCCCUUGAUCCAAAAGAUGUUAAUGGGAGUUUAACUCAUUCAUGUCUAUAUAAUGGAAUGAUAUUACAAGCAGCUGUUGCUAGCAUAGAAGAUCAUGGUUAUGUUAUUGAUGUUGGAAUAGAAGGUGUAACAUCAUUUUUAAAAUAUUCCAAUUUUACAAAAAAUCAAGAUAAUCAAUUAGUUAUUGGCCAGUUGAUAACUUGUUGCAUUGAUAUACCUAAACUUUCAAAAGGAGAAUGUAUUGAAGACAGAACAAUUAUUUUAUCACUUAAAACUUCUCUUGUUGAUCAUUCAAAGGUACCUGAGAAUGUUAAUUUGACAUUGCAUUCACUUCGUCCUGGAAUGUGUUUAUCAGCAAUAGUAACAGAUAUUCAAGAUAAUGGUUUGAUUGUCAACUGCUUAGAUUAUAAAGGUUGUGUCUAUAAAGAUCAUUUGAAGAGUAUUUGGUGUAAACCUUCUUCUUAUGAAAUUGGACAGCAGGUUGAUGGGACUGUGUUAUACUUACAUCCAAUUUCUAAACAUAUAUAUUUUAGUCUACAUUUUAAUAUAACUCCUCAAAAAGUUAAAAAAAUGUUUGGUGAUUAUAAGAUUGGAAGUAUAACUGAAGCUAAAGUGACAGAAAUUGAUAAGUUAAUUGGAGUUUAUUUUUCAAUAGAUGAUAAAAUCAAAGCUCUUUGCACAAAAAAAAAUCUGUCUGAUGAUGAUAUAGAAAAUAUUGGUGACAAAUUUCUUGUUGGUAUGACUCAUAAGUGUCGUAUUCUUGGUAAGAAUCACAUUGACAAACUGCUUAAAAUAUCUACAAAAAGGAGUGUUGUUGAGAAAAGUUAUAUUCCUUUUGAAGAAUUAAAAGUAGGAGCUAUUUAUAAAGCAACUGUUCAAAAACAUGUAGAUAAUGGAAUGAUUGUAAAAUUAGCACAUAAUGUAAAAGGAUUUAUUCGUAAAAUGGAUAUGUCUGAAAUUUGUUUAAAUAAUCCAGAAAAAGUUUUUCAUCCUAGUUCAGAAGUGAAAUGUCGGAUACUUGAAAUCGAUGAUUCAAAAGAUCCUCCAUCUUUAUUAUUAACAUGCAAAAAAACUUUAGUAAAUUCAAAGUUACCAAUUCUUGCCAAAUAUGAAGAUGCUUAUCCAGGAAUGAUGGUAGAAGGUACCAUUGUACUUGUGAAAAAGACAGGAUUGCUCGUUCUUUUCUAUAAUGGUGUAAAGGGUUGGAUAACAUCAAGAGAAUUAAGCACCGAAAUUAUUGAAUAUCCUGAAAAAGUAUUCCACAUAGGACAAGUGGUUAAGUGUUGUGUACUGUUGUGUAUUCCAGAGCAGCAGAUAAUGAAACUUACUUUAAAAAUAGAAGGUAAAGUUCCUUUUGGAUUAAAAGAAAUGGCAAAAGGAAAUAUGUUUGAAGUUGGAAAUAUAACAGAUGUUAAAGUUUCAAGUGUUUCAGAUAAAGGCUUGGAUGUCAUAGUUUUGUCUCAUAAUAUACCUGCAUUUCUUCCAGUAAAUCAUCUGUCAGAUAAUCCUGCUAAUUGCAAAUAUUUGCUUCAUGCAUAUGAAAUUGAUGAAAUAAUAAAAGAUGCAGUGUGUUUUUCUACUCGAGGAGUAUUGAUUGUUAGUAAAAAAAGUUGUUUUAUUCAAGAAGCAAAAUCAAAUAAAGUAGCUAAACAGUUCUCAGAUUUUGAAGAAGGAAUAAUUGUACCUGCUAUAGUAAAAGGUUUUGCUACAUUUGGAAUGUUUAUAGAAACAUUUAAUAAUGUAGUAGGACUAGUGCCUCUUAAGAGGAUGCUUAAUGAAAAAGUGGAAGAAGCUUCUAAAGCAGGAUAUGUUAUACAUCAGUCUAUAAUGGCAAAAGUAAUUACUCUUGAUAAAACAAAAGAGAGAAUUGUUUUUUCUACAAAACUCAACAAUUGCUAUUUAGGAAAUACUGAACCAAGUUUAGAUAUAUUGGAAAAUUAUUUGAAUGAAUGGAUGAAAAUAAAAGAGUAUUACAAAAAACAAACAGGAAUGAAAAAAAAGUUGGCAAAAUUGGAAAUAGGACAAGUGGUAAAUGUUACAAUAACUGAAAUUACUGAUAUAGGAGUUUUAUGUAAAGUACAGAAUGAUCUUCCUGGAGUAGUUAUCAAAGAACAUUUGGGAGGUAAAUUUUAUAUUUUUAAAUAAUAGUUUUAGAAUAACUUAUAUUAAUGAUCAAUUAAUAAGGUCAGAUUAACUGUCAGACUAGAAUAUGGUUAAUUAAUUUCAUGGAUAUUAUGUAAUUUGGACUAGUGUUUGGCAGUUAUAUUGUCAUUUAUGAUCAAUACAAAACCUUCCUCACUUAUUUCUA